Molecule: messenger RNA, 1776 nt
Organism: Orycteropus afer afer
Lineage: Eukaryota; Metazoa; Chordata; Mammalia; Tubulidentata; Orycteropodidae
Source: RefSeq, a predicted model, not a curated record
AUGAGUGACACUCCACCCAGAAUGGAAGUGUGUCCCUAUUGUAAGAAGUCAUUUAAACGAUUAAAAUCCCACUUGCCGUACUGUAAGAAGAUAGGAACGACUAUACCUGCAGAGCCAGAAGGCUGUCAGGCCAAGCCAGCUGUCCUCUCUCAUGCUAACAAAAGGAAGGGGCCAGCCAAAGAAGUAAUCAAAGCAGAAGAGGCCAAUCUAAAGAGAGAGAGUAAGGAAAGAAAUACUAAGUUGAUAAGAAAGAAGCCAGAAGGGACAAUUAAGCCCCUUCCACUACUAGGUUUGGAAAAAGCAAGUAAUAAAAACACUGAUAAAUACAUCAAGAAUCAAAUUCAGUUUUCCCCCAAAAUACUGAAAAACACUGGACCAAAAAUUACUUUCCAAGGAGAGACUAAGGCUCAGUUGUAUGCAUCAGAGAACACCUCUCCUGAGAGAGAACUUGCCAGCAAUUUGCCUAAAUCAGGGGACAGAAGUAAUCCUGCCAAAACAUUUUCACCAAAUCAAGAGAGAGGAUAUUGCCCAGGCUUACCUAGGAAUGUGCAGACCCCAUCUGCUCAUCUGAAACUGGACAGCAGAGACCUCCCAAGAGAAGAGCUUGUAGUAAAAGCAUUAGAUGUGCCUACUGAUUAUCCUAGUCUUCCUGUGAGACUCAAUGAUGGGGUUAAAACAGUGAGAACAUCACUGUCAAGCAGUGAGAGCAGAGAUCACCUCUCAGAAUUUCCCACUGACGUAAGAAACUCUGAGACUCAGGAAAAGAACCUAGACUCACUCAUUUUAGGCCUUAGAGUUAACCCAUUAGGUAAAAUCCGAGUUGAAGAGAGCAAAGUCAUCAUGUUUGACAUGAAGGAAAAAGAGCUUCACUUUGGAGUAGAGGUAUGUGGGAGCAAAGGAAAUGCAGAGAAAAGUCUGUCUGUGAGCACAAUGCCGGCCUGGACUUCCAGGAGUGAUGGGUCUAAGAACCCCAGUACUGAUGACUCAGCCACAGAGAAGAAAUGUCAAGAUGAAGGUCCAUACUUAAAUCUGUCCACUUUGCAGGGGACACCUCGCAAUGAGUUCCUUUCUGCAUUACAGUCAAGUCAUGAAAGUCUUAGCUCACUGGCUAUAAAAUUUCUUCAAGAGGAGAAAGAAGGCCGUGUUCAGCAUCAAGUCACUGGUAUACAGACAUUAAUGGAGGGUAAGGGCCAGACUUCUCUAGAGCCCAGAGCUUCCCAUCAGUGCCACGCCUUACACACCAGACACCAGAAACCUGUAAAUCUGACCUGGCAUCACACUCCUAAAACUCCCUUCACCAAUCAUGUUGAUGCUGCUGACAAAAGGGCCCUUCCCAGUUCCAUGGGGCUGGAGUGGUUUCCAGAGCUCUAUCCCGGUUACCUUGGACUUGGGGUGUUGCCAGGGAAACCUCAGUACUGGAAUGCAAUGGCCCAGAAGCCUCGAUUCAUCAGUCCCAAGGGAGAAAGACUCUCACAAGUUCUUUGGUUGGAAAGAAGUACAACUGACAGAAGGAUCUGGGAACACCCGACCAGCCUUGCAACCUCCAGCUUCUCCCUACUGAGGCUCUUGGGAGCGCUACAAAAAGGGUGGAGCCGGUGCAGUACCAUCACGAGGAGGGGCCUGGGCGGUGUCACAGUGCUCUUUACGGGAUACUUCGUGCUCUGUUGCAAGUGGAGCUUCGGGCAUCUGAAUGCCUCUAUCCGAACUCUGCCCACAAGACCUCCAUGCCACAUGUUCCUCCUCACAUCCCCGCCGCUACCUCCUAGACAGCCUUAA